This is a messenger RNA of Nomia melanderi (Alkali bee), 1093 nucleotides long. RefSeq names its product mitochondrial ribosomal protein S28 (gene mRpS28). NCBI's taxonomy places the organism in Eukaryota, Metazoa, Arthropoda, Insecta, Hymenoptera, Halictidae. The record is from RefSeq and is a predicted model, not a curated record. Gene Ontology annotation, cellular component: mitochondrial small ribosomal subunit.
AACAUAGCUUGUUUUCCUAUUGCACUAUUAUCCACGACUCUUAAUCUUGUUAAUUUUAUUAUUUGAUUAGAAACUGUUGAUGUACAAAUAUUUCUGGACAACGGUUUAACCAACAGUCCGCUAAUAACCAUUGCGUAAUUUUCUGAAAACGUCAAUAUUCAAUAUAUUUUUCACAUGUUACGUACAAAUUAUUAUGAUACCGAACAUAAUGCGCCGUUGUACCGUCGAUAUCGAGUAGGUUAUAUACGUACAUAAAUUGCAGAUAACAACCAAUAUACAGUUCAUUAAACAAAAAUCAAGAAUUUUUCUUAGAUAUUCAGAAAUCUUCAAUAUUCGAAAUUACCUUGAAACCGCGGAAGAUAUUUUUUCCCAAUGUCUUAACUGAAAGUUUCAAAGAAACUGGCUUUUAAGAAGACCUACUGAUUGAACAUAACCUAUUCUAUAUGUACACAACGUGUAGAAUCAUGGACAAGAUACAGUGUUACAGAAAAAUAAUAAGACAGUUACACUUUAUUCAGAAACUUCGUGCAAGUUCGAUACUUGUGCGAAAUUGUAGUACAAGUAAAAAUUCAAACGACGAAUUAACAAGUAUGAAAGAACAAGAUACCGAUAUUACUAAACCUAAGCUAAGUGGAUUUGCGGCAUCCUACGAAAAAUUCGCAGCUUUAAGUGAAGAUAAUGCUUUGAAAAAUGUCAAGUCUCGUUCGUUUACCUCUUUGAUUCGACGUUCCAAGUUUAUAGACCUUGGAGAUCCCCAAGGAAAAGUUGUGGUUGGAAAGAUAUUUAAUGUUGUUGGAGACGAUUUAUACAUUGACUUUGGAUGGAAAUUUCAUUGUGUAUGUCCAAAGCCUAAAAAGAACUCUAGUAAAUACGUCAGAGGUUCUAUGGUUAAUCUAAGAAUAAAGGAUUUAGAAUUGUCUACAAGAUUUUUGGGGUCAACUACAGACUUAACAAUAUUGGAAGCAGACUGCAUCCUGUUAAAUCUAAUAUCCUCUCCAGUACAAGAUCUAUACAAAGAAGAGUAAAAUCUUUUUGUACCACAUAAUAAAGACUCUCAAACGCGUAUACAUGUUAACCUUUCUUUGUUUUUUAU